Molecule: messenger RNA, 3943 nt
Organism: Urocitellus parryii (Arctic ground squirrel)
Lineage: Eukaryota; Metazoa; Chordata; Mammalia; Rodentia; Sciuridae
Gene: Uck2
Product: uridine-cytidine kinase 2
Molecular function (GO): ATP binding; kinase activity
Source: RefSeq, a predicted model, not a curated record
GUAGACGCCGCCGCCGCCGCCGCUGCGGGCAGAGGGAGGCGCGCGGCAGCUCCAGGAAGCAGCCCACCGCGCUCCAGGCGAGUGGCGGCUCCUCGGCUCGAGCCAUGGCCGGGGACAGUGAGCAGACUCUGCAGAGCCACCAGCAGCCCAGUGGCGGCGAGCCCUUCCUGAUCGGAGUCAGCGGCGGCACGGCCAGCGGCAAGUCUUCAGUUUGUGCCAAGAUCGUGCAGCUCCUGGGGCAGAACGAGGUGGACUACCGCCAGAAGCAGGUGGUCAUCCUGAGCCAGGACAGCUUCUACCGUGUCCUUACGUCGGACCAGAAGGCCAAAGCCCUGAAGGGACAGUUCAAUUUUGAUCACCCAGAUGCCUUUGACAAUGAACUCAUCUUGAAGACUCUCAAAGAAAUCACUGAAGGGAAAACAGUCCAGAUUCCCGUGUAUGACUUCGUCUCCCAUUCUCGGAAAGAGGAGACUGUCACUGUCUAUCCCGCGGAUGUGGUGCUCUUCGAAGGGAUCCUGGCCUUCUAUUCCCAGGAGGUUCGAGACCUGUUCCAGAUGAAACUUUUUGUGGAUACAGAUGCAGACACCCGGCUCUCCCGAAGAGUACUGAGGGACAUCAGCGAAAGAGGGAGGGACCUUGAACAGAUUUUGUCUCAGUAUAUCACGUUCGUCAAGCCUGCCUUUGAGGAAUUCUGCUUGCCAACCAAGAAGUAUGCCGAUGUGAUAAUUCCUAGAGGUGCAGACAACCUCGUGGCCAUCAACCUCAUCGUGCAGCACAUCCAGGACAUCCUCAACGGAGGGCCUUCCAAGCGGCAGACCAACGGCUGCCUCAACGGCUACACCCCUUCACGCAAGAGGCAGCCAUCGGAGUCCAGCAGCCGGCCGCAUUGAUCCGGGUUCUGCAGACCCGCCCGCCUCCGAGACACCGCUCACCUGUACACACCGUCUCCUCUGACAUCGCUGUAUUUAGGAAAACACCUUGGGGAUGAAAUGCCUUUGAUUAUUUUCUUUUCCUGUUUAUACUUCGGAACGGCGAAAUCCAACAGGACUUGACCUGAGCUUAAGCAACAAACCGUGCCAACGUCUCCUGGUGAUGCCUGAUUAUGAAUCCAACGUGUAACCAAUUAUAAAUACAUACAUAUAUAGAGAGAUAUAUAUAAAAGGAUCUAUUUUUGUGUAAAUGUACAAAUACUGUACAGCUCUUUGCCGUAUUUUACAGGGGCCUGGCUUGUGUAUGUGGGGCCUGGAGCUGGAGCUGUGUUGUGGGGAGUGGGCCGGCUGAUGCCCCUUGGCUUGGCAUCCAGGAGCUCGGCAGGAGUGGGGUCAGAAGCCUGAUGGCCUCCUGUGAGAGCUGAAGCUUGGGUGCUUGAUAGGAGGGACUUGUGUCCUCCUUUGCGUUGAAUUAGUGAGCUCAAAACUUAGAAUCGAUCUCAGGGGAGAGGACAGGUCUGCAGAGGCUGCUGGCCCUGCCCCACCUCUGGUUCCUGGCCAGUUCUUUCUGGCCUCUCCAGGAAGCCAGAGCCACAGGGCUUGGGGGUCACUUCCAAGUGAUAAGUCGGGAGGGAGGGAGUUCAGUUGAGUCUCCGGCCUGUCCUCGAGGACCUGCUGGUUCUCGGGUGUGGCACUCCUUGGCAUUUCUGUCUCUGCAAUGUCAUGCAGCCGAGCUCCUGGGCCCUGGGGAUGAGCUGCCCACACGAGGGACUUUUGUUGGACGUGAUGGGGGGAUAUGCAGUGAGAGGGGGUAGUGUGCCCAUGGUAGGGGAUCUGGCCAGCCGUGGUAGGACAGGAUGGGGCUUCCUAGGCGGACUACAGAGGAGGUGUUUUAAAGGAGCAUAUUUAAAUCAUGGCACGAAGCUGGAGUCCCAGAUGGAAAGCACUGGGUGGUGAUCCCUUUCCCACGGGUGGCCUCUUGGUGGAGAUCUUGUGGGGAGGAAGUGUGCAUUCUAACGCACUGGCAGGAGGCGGAGGAGUUGGGGGCCCCGCGGGGUGAGGCUGGUGUGAGUGAGGAGUCCGGUGCCCCAGUUUCCACCUGCAGAAGAGCCAGGGCUCGCCACACGGGGGCCACCCUCCUGGUGCUUGGCAGGCCAUGCCCUCGGUCACCCCGCUGUGGCUGCCAUGCCGACAUUGYAGAGCCUUCUCCCUCUGCAGCUCUCGGCCUCUUGAGCCUUCAGGGCAGUCUGCCUCCUUACUCUAGCCACCCGCUUCCCUCUGGCUCCCUUGCACUCCAUCGGCCCUCCAGUCUGGUUGCCAUCUGCUGCCCCCGAGGUCCCCAGGAGACCAUGCAGGCUGGGAGGGAAGCUCGAGGGCUCAGGGUGGCUCUGAGGCGGGUCCUCAGCGAGUGGCUGCACUGGAGAGUGCUUCAGGGCCAGAUUCGCCUCUCCACAGUCAUGGCUGGUGCAGGGUGGGUGCAGUUGGGUUAGCAUCCCGAGGAUGUGGCCCCCAGCCUUGCUGGGCCCGCCCGGGCUCAGUCGGAGCCCGUCCUGCAGGGAGCCUCAGCCUUCAGAGGCCAGCACCCAGCAUGCUGACGUUACUUGAAGCUCCCAGGUGCCACACCAUUUAGUGCCUUGGCCAUGUAUCCCACUGCCCGAGGGCCGGUCCUCCUCCUCAGAGCCCUCACUUACUGAGCCGCUUCCUCAUCUACCUGUGGUGUUGGGACCAACCUCCAGGGUCUCUGAGCCACCCACUCCCAGCCUGGACACAGUCAAGGGCUGCCCUGUCCCCUCAUGAAAUGAUCACAAGUCCUCACAGCUCGGCCAGAGGCCCUGGGCAGUGCUUGCUUGGGGCUGGACACACUGCCUGGGUGCAGGAAGGGGAUGGCAGGGGGAGGGUCCACCCUCUGUGGCAACCCAGCCUCCAGCCUCCUGUGUGUCGGACUUGAGCUUCCUGUARGACAAACCAGGUGUGGAGUUUUAAGUCUCUGGAUGUCCCAUACAACUGGAGAGUCGUGAGACCGCAGGCCUCAGGGUCUGUCCCCUGGCACUCGGAGCUGUGGUGGAGGAGGCAUGGGUGAGCAGAGCAGGCAGUGUCACAGGUGUGCCUGGGACCCUGGGGCUCCCGAGGGAUUGGCUCACGUCCCGCUGUCUGCACAGGUGCUGUCUGUGGAUCGAGUCAGUGUUCAGGGGAGAAUCACCUGCGCCUGGGCCGGGAGACUGGGCCUCGUCCACACCAGUGCAGCUCCUGCUGGGCACGUUCCUUCCUGGGCAGCUGAGACUGGUGUAGGGAAGACAGGCAUCUGAGGAGGGCACGUGUUGUGGCCUCAGGUGUCCUUUGAUUUGGAGCGGGAAGGGAAGGCCCCAAGAGCAGCCAUAGGUCCCACAGAGGACCUGCACAGACAGGCCAGGGAGGGGUGGGGAGUCCCUGGUGUGCCUGUCCCUAGGACUCCAGACGUUCAGCGUUGGCCCCACUUAGCYGUCGUGGGCAGCCUGACUCCUGCCGCUCCWGGGCUGGGGACUGGGCUUGCUGCCGUGCCCAGGUAGGUUGCCACUGGGUCAGACUGGAGGUGUGCUCCUCAGGGCAGCGGGGCAGGGCRUCUCUGCUGCCUCGUGCAGGCCUUGGAUGCGCAGCCUCGGCCUCAGCCUGUGCAGGGAGCGUGUCCCAGGUGCCUGUCCCAGGUCCUGCCCCUGGGAGAAGCUGGCUGGCAAGGACAGGCUGGUCUGGAUGCAGGAUACCCUUUUCUCAGGGGGAGCGGGCACACAUACUUGGUGUCACGAUGAGAGAGUGCACAGGCCGGGAAAGGCACAUCUAAGAGCCCUGGAGCUCAGAGCCCCUUCAGGCUUCUGUCCCUGGGCGUCCCUCCUGUACUGGGUGUGGUGACUGGGUCCUGGUCAGGGUCUGCAGCUCUGGGGCAGCGAGUGGCUCAGAGACUUCAGUUUCCUUCCCUUGGAGAUGCUUGCUUCCCUUUAUUGUUGGUGGCCACAGAAAAUAUGUACUUUGCUGUAAAUAAA